Molecule: messenger RNA, 2355 nt
Organism: Thalassophryne amazonica
Lineage: Eukaryota; Metazoa; Chordata; Actinopteri; Batrachoidiformes; Batrachoididae
Gene: drd2l
Product: dopamine receptor D2 like
Biological process (GO): adenylate cyclase-activating adrenergic receptor signaling pathway
Cellular component (GO): glutamatergic synapse; presynaptic membrane
Molecular function (GO): G protein-coupled receptor activity; dopamine neurotransmitter receptor activity, coupled via Gi/Go
Source: RefSeq, a predicted model, not a curated record
CGGAGGAGCGGAGGGUUUUAGCGGAGCAGUCGUUCGCUUUGGAGGUUCGGCGUUAGACGUGUUUUUUCGUCCCGUGUUGAGAUGUGAAUGUGAGCCGCUCUGCUCAAAGGCUGGCCAUGUCAAGAGGAAUGAGAUCAUGACUUUACUCAAUGAGUCCAAUGAGAACUCCCCUCUCACCUUUUCUCCCUCCCCUGUUCAUCAUAAUUUCUCCCUCUUUAUCACCCAUGAGCCCCCUUCCUCCCCGGUGUCCUUCCCCACCACCACCUCCCCUAACUGUACCGGUUCUGCAUCAGCUUCCUCUCCACCUUACAACUUCUACGCUGUGCUGCUGGUGCUCCUGAUAUUCUGCGUGGUGUUCGGUAACAUGCUGGUGUGUGUGGCAGUGUCGCGGGAACGAGCUCUGCAGACCACAACCAACUACCUCAUCGUUUCCCUGGCUGUAUCUGACCUGCUGCUGGCCAUAUUGGUUAUGCCCUGGGGUGUCUACCUGGAGGUGGUGGGAGAAUGGCACUUCAGUCUUAUCCACUGUGAUAUUCUGCUGACACUGGAUGUCAUGAUGUGCACUGCCAGCAUCCUCAACCUCUGUGCCAUCAGCAUCGACAGGUAUACCACUGCAGUGGCUAUGCCAUUACUCUACAACACCAGAUACAGCUCGAGGCGGGUGGCUGUGAGAUCGCUGUGGUGUGGGUUCCUCUCCUUUGCCAUCUCCUGUCCGAUACUUUUCUAACAGACCUCGUACAGCAGCCGAGAAGGCACCACGUGCAGCUUUGCUGAUCCAGCCUUUGUUGUGUACUCCUCUGUGGCCUCCUUCUAUGUUCCCUUCAUUGUAACCUUACUGGUGUACGCACAGAUCUGUGUGGUGCUGCGCAAACGAGGACGACGCGCCGUCCCACCACGGAGACACGGUCUACAAUCACAGAAUGUGGCUGAAGCAGGAGAAGGUCAUCGACAUAGGAAGAAUAAGUGCACACAGCCGGGAUGUAAGCUAUGCACUGUGAUCCUGAGGCCUGCCGCUGGCCCCCAGCGUAAGAAAGUGACACUGGUGAAGGAGGCAGUAGUUCAUCCCCUCGAAGUGGAACCGGGUCAGUUCCUGCCACAAAGUGAACAGAGUUUACCUCCUCUUGCUGCUCCUCAAAACACCGCCCACUCAGGCCGGGCCAAGAUCUCAUUGUCCAUUUCAGUUGGACCUGCGCCUGGUAUUCCCUCAACUAUCACACGCUCGGCCCUGACACCUCGACCUCCAACCCUUGAGGAUGGCAUGAGGGGCUGUGAGGGAUGGAGAGAGCGUAGCGGAGGACAAGAGAAACUGGGCAUCAUCAAAGAGAGAGUGAGAGGGAGGCUUUCACAGCAGAAGGAGAGGAAGGCAACGCAGAUGCUCGCCAUUGUGCUCGGUGUGUUCAUCAUCUGCUGGCUGCCGUUCUUCCUGACCCACGUGCUGAAGGCCCACUGCAGGAGCUGCUGCGUCUCACCCUCGCUGUACAGCACUGUCACCUGGCUGGGGUACCUCAACAGCGCUGUCAACCCCGUCAUCUAUACCACCUUCAACAUCGAGUUUCGCAAAGCCUUCCUCAAGAUCCUGCACUGCUGAGGAAAGAGAUGGCAGCUGUCACAGACAAAGAAUGAUGUGGUUUGAAAACAGAAGUGUUGGAAGAGAAAGAGCAAACUCAGAGGAGCAGGAAGGUUGGACGAUAGACAAGCUACGAGCUUGUAAACAAAAAUGGGGAACAGAGAGGGAAGGGAAACAGGCAAAUACAGUAGAUGAUCAAAAACAACAGCAACAAAAAUAGACCCAGAAUGUUUAAAAUGAGACAAGCUGUAGAUAAUUAUGGCAGACAUGCUUUGUGUUGUGUGCAUACACAAGGAAGCUCCGAGCAUCACUCAAAGCCACUAAUGUUGAGCCGUGCUCACUCAGACGCAGCUUUUCCAAUUAAGCAAAACAUUUUAGAUGUGUCAGUCUCCUGCUGGUGUAAUACAGUUUCAUCUUAACAAACAUCUUGUAUUUGUUUGCAUGUACAGUAUGUGUCUUUCUCUAAGGGCUUGAUUAAGCCAAGGCAAAGAACAAUAAGAACUUUGAAUCAAGACGGCAGCCCAAGAAUUUUUAUUUGCAUGCCCAAAGCGUCAUCAUUUUUCACAGUCUUUGACAGCCCACUUAAAUUCCAGCAAGGGCCAAGUAUUGAUUUAGUGAUUAAGUCUACGCAGAAGAGAAAAACACUGAAGAGCCCCUUCAUCCUUGUGUGUAAAAUGAAAUUAACUUUUUAAUAUUGUAAGGUACCAUGUUAAUGCUUCAGAAGAGUAAGUCUGGUUACUGUACCGACAACCGGUAAUAACAACAAUAAAUGUUUUAUUUCAUGCUUA